UAAACAACAUAGCAAAGUAGCCAGCAACAACAACAAAAAAGCAACAUAAAAAGGCUUUAUUUAUUGAAAUAAGCUGUCAAUCCAUUGACAUUAUUUAUUCCCUUUUAAAACAAAUAUAUUAUAGCAACAUGGGCUUAUGCCAGUCUUCAGAAAAAGAUAACUCAGAACGAAAGAGAAGCAAUGAAAUCGAUAGAUAUUUAGAGAAGGAAAGAGGAAUUCGAGAAAAAGAGUGUAAAAUACUGCUAUUGGGAAGUGGCGAGUCUGGUAAAUCAACUGUUUUAAAGCAAAUGAAGAUUAUCAACUUGAAUGGAUAUUCAUCAGACGAACUACUUGCUUGGAGAGCAACUGUUUAUCGUAAUGUGGUCGAAAGUGCUCAAGAUUUGAUUCAAGCCAUGACAAAGUUGGGAGUGGAUUAUGAAAAAGCAGAGUUACGAGAAAAUGUUGAUAAAGUACUUGCAUAUCGAGUAUCGGGCAAUCCCAAGAGUCAAUUAAGUCCAGAGAUAGUAGCUAUCAUCAAAUUAUUAUGGCAGGAUAAGGCAGUAUUGUCAUACUUUGAGAAGCGAGAUAAAACAUUUUAUAUUAUGGAUUCAGCGCCAUAUUUUUUUGAUUCCAUGGAUCGAAUAGGACAAGCGAAUUAUAUACCAAAUGAACAAGAUGUCUUGCGGGCAAGACUCAAGACGACUGGAAUAACUGAAAUACAAUUUCAGAUGGGAGGAUUUUCUGUACAUAUGUUUGAUGUAGGUGGUCAACGCUCAGAACGGAAAAAAUGGAUCCACUGCUUUGACAAUGUGACAUCUGUUAUAUUCUGUGUAGCUCUAAGUGAGUAUGACCAAGUGUUAUUAGAAGAAUCAAAUCAAAAUCGCAUGUUGGAAAGUAUUGCCUUGUUUGAUUCUAUUGUGAACAGUAGAUGGUUCAUGCAUUCUUCAAUUAUGCUUUUUUUAAACAAAGUCGACAUAUUUAAACUUAAAGUAAGAUCAUCCCCACUUAAUCACUACUUUCCUGAUUAUGGUGGUGGAUCUGAUGCAAAUAAGGCAGCUAAAUACAUCCUUUGGCGAUUUCUGCAGUGCAAUAGAAAUAAGUUGAACAUUUACCCACACCUCACUCAAGCAACAGACACAUCAAAUAUUCGAUUUGUAUUUGCAGCCAUCAAAGAAACCCUGUUACAAAAUGCACUUCGAGAUUCUGGCAUGCUUUAACAUGCUUCUACACAUAACAUCAUCAUUACUUUUACCCUUAAUACCACUACUGCUAAUUCGUGACUGUCGAAUAAAAAAUUUUUUUUCACUUCUAAAAAGUAUAUAAAGCCCAUAUGG
Rhizopus microsporus ATCC 52813 is the source of this 1313-nucleotide messenger RNA. Its product is annotated as heterotrimeric G protein alpha subunit A. NCBI's taxonomy places the organism in Eukaryota, Fungi, Mucoromycota, Mucoromycetes, Mucorales, Rhizopodaceae. Gene Ontology annotation, molecular function: GTP binding; G protein-coupled receptor binding; GTPase activity. The record is from RefSeq and is a predicted model, not a curated record. The transcript is spliced from 8 exons. Gene Ontology annotation, cellular component: heterotrimeric G-protein complex. Bases 129 to 1196 code for a protein of 355 amino acids. Gene Ontology annotation, biological process: adenylate cyclase-activating G protein-coupled receptor signaling pathway.